UGGUGUGAAUGGUAAAUUUAGUUCUGAGGGAUAAAAUCCGAUAGAUUUUGACCAACUGGUGGGUUCACAGGCGGAGGCCGCUUCUUAAGCUCUUUCAUGUACUUCUUAAUGUCUCCCCUGUUCUCUUCAAUCUCUUGGAGAAGGUUAUAACCAUUAACUUCACUUAGCUUUUGACGAAUUAUUAAGCUUAUAGUAAAUCUCUUUUGGUAGUCUAUUCGGAGCACUCGAACCCAAAAGAGGUACAGGCCGGUUAGAGAUCAUAUUAAAAAGAUUAUAAAUCAUCUCCAUAUUAGGAAAACCAUAUCUUUCAAAGGUUUUGUUGGCAUACUUUGCUUGGUAAUAAAGAAAACUACAAAAUAGAGGAUAAAUACCAGAAUGAUAAAAAUGAAAAAGUAUUUUAGUUUAUCUCAAUAAAUGUCUAUCACAUCUUCAUCAGGUUCUGGCUCUUCUUGAACUUCUUUCUUGACAUAGUCAUUUUCGAUAGCCCAUUCAACCCAUUUUUGAUCGUACAUUUGAUGACAAAUUUCUCACUCAAUUGCUCCUGAUUGUUUAAUCCACUCUUCGAUGCAUGAUAUAUGAACAUAUUUGAUAGAUCCUUGGCAUGCUCAUGGCAUGCAGGCAUCAUUGGUAACAUCUACUAUUUGGAGCAUUCAGAUCCUACAGCUGAUAAUAUUGGAUGAAGUGCUUUGUCUUCGGAUAUGCUCAACAUUGUCUCUAAUACUCAACUGCCUUGAUAGUUUUCUUCUAUCCAUAAAGCUUGGUCCUUUUGAAAUUGUCCUUCUAAAAUGAAAUGUUUUGCCAGUAAAGUUAAAAGCCAUGCUAUUGGUUCGCCGGGAUUGGUUCCUUGCAAUCGUUCGAGCAUCCAUAGUACUGUUCAUUGCUGUGAAUUUUUGCUUAGACUUCCUCUCAUCAAAAGUUUUUAUUGCUCCGGUAGUUUCCCAUUUUCUAAAGAAUCUACUCUAUUGUCAAUUUCUGUUUCAAAGUGAUUGUUUUCCUUCUUCUCGAGAUUUACCGAAUUAUGUUUAUUAUGAAAUGAACUUGAGAAUCCAAAGGAUCUUGAGAAGAUAGAGCUUGAUCGUUGUAGUCCUCCACCAUUCUCUCAUCCCAUUGCUUCUGCAGCCGAAGUAAAGUUUUUCUUUGGACCUCUUACCCCAUUAUUCAUUGUUCUGAAUAGCCCUGAAAGGUCUGGCUUAGUGCUGUUAAAAUUAAGAUUAUUAUUUUGCUGGCUUGAGGUUCCAAAGCCAAAGAAGUCAAAGGUCUUCUCAAUACUGAGAUUAUUCCUUCUACCUCCUCUUUUGUUAUUAACUUUAGGACCAAAAGGACUUGAAUCUGUAUAAUCGAAGUUGUGAGGCUGAUCUCUUUGCUGUUUAUUCAUACCGACUAGCUCUGUCUUAGUCCUGGCAUGCUUCUUCUUGCCUUUAAUAUGCUUCGAACUAAACUGGACUUUGGAUCGCUUAUUGUUAAAGUUCGCAUUUGGGCUCUGGUUCUUUG
Molecule: messenger RNA, 1491 nt
Organism: Moneuplotes crassus
Lineage: Eukaryota; Ciliophora; Spirotrichea; Euplotida; Euplotidae
Source: the annotation of a GenBank genome assembly